Messenger RNA from Zychaea mexicana, 1855 nucleotides. RefSeq lists its product as uncharacterized. Bases 100 to 1776 code for a protein of 558 amino acids. Gene Ontology annotation, molecular function: zinc ion binding; DNA binding. The transcript has a single exon. Lineage: Eukaryota; Fungi; Mucoromycota; Mucoromycetes; Mucorales; Lichtheimiaceae. The record is from RefSeq and is a predicted model, not a curated record. Gene Ontology annotation, biological process: DNA-templated transcription.
ACCACCACCACCACCAGCAACGGGCACCACCAGCAGCAGCAGCGAUGGGCACUCUCGCUCACACCUCAAGGCCUUCGUAUCGACACCAACAUCAUCUCCAUGCAUGACUUGUACCACAUGUUCAGCGCAAACUCUGGUAUCCCAUCAACGCCGUCUUCUUCCUUGUGUGACGAAUUCAUUGUCGUCGAGGCGAAACUGUGGAAGUCGGAAUACAAAACUUUCCCGCUUUACAGCACCUGGGAAUCCCAUUUGGAUAAUAACGACGACCACUAUCCUGACAGCAACAACAACCAGCAUAUUCAUAUCCACUCUCAUCAUCAUCAUCGUCACCACCACCACCAUCGUCAUUCUUCUCCCUCUUCUCAUCAGCACGACCUUCACUCGCAUCAGCACGAUCAACACCACCACCACCACGAUACGCUUUCCAACCACCAUCCUUUGUUGUUGAAUUACGAGGAUGGCACGCAACAUAAUGUGCCUAAGCUGACCCUUGAUCGACUGAUUGGCGUGUACCAGGAGUGCUUUAUCUGUCUCAACGAGCCCUGGCACGAUAACACGUUAUCCCAUCGCUAUUUCCGCGGCGAUCUGGACCCACUGGUAACCAACAUAAUCUUUGCUUGGUCUGCACGCCAUGGCGCCAUCUACCACGGCCUAUUUCCCGGGCAGGACCCCAAUUUAGUAGGCGAGCCGUUCUUCAACAAGGCCAAAGACCUAUUGAAAGAGCGGUUUACAACAAGCAACAUUGACACGGUGCACGCGCUGCUGGUGAUGCACAACUAUGUGAUUGGCAAGACGGGCACACAGCGGAAACAGGCCGAGUCUGAAGCGUACAUGUACUUGGGCUUGGCGAUUCGGAUGUGUCUGGAUCUCAAAAUGCACCAGGAUGCAAGUACAACGACGCCUAUUGAAAAGGAGCGGAAUCGGCGGUUCUUUUGGCUGGCGUACUUUUUAGAGACUCUGUGCACGCUCAAUGUUGGCAAGCCGCUGUCACUCCCGGACGACGGCCACGCGUCUUUGGGAUUCCCUGCGUCGCUCAACCAUGAAAUCGGCCCUAUUCGCUGGCGAGUAGAGUUCAUGAGCCAGCGGUUCCGUGUCAUCCGCAUCUAUCGACGCCUGAUGGCCCUGACGACAGCGGCCAAGGAAAAGCAGCCCAUCUCGCUCCAGAUGAUUACGGAGCUAGACAAACAGGUCAAGGACUGGUAUGACGCGCUGGAACCUCAUUUCCGAUAUGACCCGCAUAACCCGAAUUGGAAACAGAUUAACCAGGCUACUUGGAUGCGCGAUCUCGGUUGUCUCAAGCUGAACAUCGAACACCACUACACCAUGAUGCAGCUCUACAGUCUGUUCCUGUCCACCGCAUCGCCUGCGGCAGCCAUGAACGUGCUUGCACGCCAGGUCAGUCGUUCUUCGGCAGACAAGAUUGUCGAGCUUGUCGAGUGCUGGAGCACAUCUUUACCAAAAGAGGCUUGGUGCCAUUUCGCUCUGGAACCCGUCAUGGUGACUACCCGGCUGUAUACCCAGUUGAUUGAAGAGGGUGAUGAAGAUACUCCCGGUAUGAAGGCACGUAUGGAACGUAUAGCGGCUAUCAUGGAGAAUUCGCCUAUCCAGCAUCGUCAUCCUGUCCGUACCAUUGUGGAAACGAUUUAUAACAAUAUCGGCAGUCCUCGUCUACAACAGCAGACACCCCUUCUCGAUCACUGGUCGAGCGCAUCGUUGCCAAUGCUAUCAUCUUUGGAUUUCAUGCAAGAACAACAUCAACAAUCCCAUGUACCAUAGAAUAAUUCCGUUUGUUGAAACCUCCAUUUUAUAUAUACAUAGCCACUUGUUAUAUUUAGAAAGAAAAAAUAAAGUUUUG